This is a messenger RNA of Fopius arisanus, 2181 nucleotides long. It is a transcript of the gene Mon1, whose product is annotated as vacuolar fusion protein MON1 homolog. Bases 328 to 1860 code for a protein of 510 amino acids. The transcript has 3 exons. The record is from RefSeq and is a predicted model, not a curated record. NCBI's taxonomy places the organism in Eukaryota, Metazoa, Arthropoda, Insecta, Hymenoptera, Braconidae. Gene Ontology annotation, biological process: protein targeting to vacuole; endosome to lysosome transport via multivesicular body sorting pathway. Gene Ontology annotation, cellular component: Mon1-Ccz1 complex.
CCAAUUGCAAUCUCCUAUCACGACAAUAAUUGCUCCAAAAUGAUUAAUUAAAUUAGAACGAGAAAUAAAUCAUAGUGCACAACCAUUAAUAAUUGUAUGGAUCCCAGAAUAAAGUGAUAAAUCUCUUAUAUAUAAUACUCGCCUAAUCACUGUUUGAAUUAACCCAAUCUCCAUCAAUAAUGUGUACAUAAAUAUUAUUAGGGAGGUGACAAUGUUGAUUAUAACUCGAUAAAUCUUCAUCGAGGAAGACUUCCUGCAUUAUCAGUGAUGACUCUAAAAUAAAAAAAUAAAAAUACCGUGUUUUCAUCUAGUGAUUGACAAUUAGAAAUGGCCUCAGAGGCAACUCCUAUUGACGAUGAAAUUGUGGAGCCAGGGAUUGAGCCUGGAGCAUCCACGGAGACGAUGCUGGUAACUACUAACAGUUUUGAGGAGUACGAGCAAGAAAUACGGAGUAGCAUCGAUGAUAGGAAAAAAGAUGCUGGAGCAUCUCCUGAGGAAGAUGAGAGAAAACUUUUCAACAGUGAGAACCUGAUGAAUCUCAAGAGGAAUCCAUCCCUCAAUGAAUCAGACCUGGAGGAUGUAACAAAUGAACUCAGUCAAUGCAAUCUCGACACUGAUCCUUUAAGAUGCAAAAAGUGGUUGGCACAGAAAAAACAUAUAUUUGUGCUGAGUCAAGCUGGUAAGCCAGUUUAUUCGAGGCACAGUCCAGAGGACAAACUUGUGACUGUGAUGGGAGUGAUGCAGGCUCUGGUCUCUUUCGUUCAGGCUGGCAACGAUAUGAUAAGAUCAGUCCACGCUGGUAAUACAAAUUUUGUUUUUCUCGUUAAAGGGCCACUCAUCCUAGUGGCAGUCUCGAAAACUCUCGAGAGUGUCCCUCAGCUUGCUCUCCAGCUCACCUACGUGUACAAUCAGAUUCUCUUCGUUCUUACUCAGUCUCAACUCACCAGAGUCUAUGAUCAAAGAAGAAACUUCGAUCUCCGGAGAUUAUUAACUGGAAGUGAAAGACUGAUUGAUCAUCUGCUGAAUUUUAUGGACAGAGAGCCAGCAUUUUUUUUGGGGGCUGUCAAGUGCCUACCCCUGGUCCCAUCCAUGAGGGACUCCAUCACCCAGACCAUCAUUCAGACAUGUGGCAAAAUAAAAAACCUUGUAUUUGCCAUUCUCCUGGCAAACAAUCAGCUGGUGACUCUCGUGAGGAUGAAGAAAUUUUUUAUACACCCUGCAGAUCUGCAUUUGAUCCAGAACCUCAUCGACAGUUCGGAGUCAUUCAAGACGGCUGAAGGUUGGACACCAAUUUGCCUUCCUAAAUUCGAUGCCAAUGGAUUUAUGCAUGCACAUGUAUCCUAUCUCGCUGAGGACUGUCAAGCAUGCCUUCUGCUCCUCACUGUCGACAGAGAUGUCUUCUCGACACUCUCAGAGGCGAAGCAGAAAAUCGUCGAGCGAUUGAGAAGGACCAAUUGCUUGGAGGCGAUCAAUGAAUCAAUGAAUAGGGUAUCUGUUACCACUGCCGAUAUUGGCUUGUCCGAGAUGCGUCACGUACUCUAUAAAUGCCGAAGUACUGCACAAUUCUGGAGUCCUGGGUUUCAACCACCUUAUGUCAAAGAUGAGGAGAUUGAGAGAUUAUUGGGGCUGUACCAGUGUCUCCAUCAUCGUUUACAUGCCCCCAGUCGUCCACUGAAAUUAAUAUUCCAGCAGUUGGAUAAGGAGACAAUGCUCGCAUGGGUAACUUCUGGAUUUGAAUUAUACGUAACGUUCGAACCCCUAGUAACUAAACCAGACGCCAUAAACGCAGUGAGCAAACUCCUGAAUUGGAUAGAGAAGGAGGAAGACAGACUGUUCAUCCUUAACUCACCGACAUUCUGAAUAAUAUUUAAGAUAAAACCCUCCAAUGAACAAAAACAUUAUCCAAUAACCAAUGGUCAAAGAACCGAUGUUUAAAUCGAUGAUUAUUAUGUAAAUAAUGAAUUAAGACACUUCUAGUGGAGUUUUCUCAUGUAAAAAAUUCAUUGAUUCAUAGUUGUACAGAGCUACACAGAACUGAGAAAACAGAUAUUCAAUGAUUCUAUGUAAAUAGCAAAUGAAGAAAUGAUUGUAGGAUAUCUAGAAGAAUGCCCUCAAUAAUUCAAUUAUGUUAUAUACAAAGAUGAAAAAUGGAAAAUUGAAAUAAUUUCGUGACUGAAUCAA